This is a messenger RNA of Penicillium concentricum, 1095 nucleotides long. RefSeq lists its product as uncharacterized. The record is from RefSeq and is a predicted model, not a curated record. NCBI's taxonomy places the organism in Eukaryota, Fungi, Ascomycota, Eurotiomycetes, Eurotiales, Aspergillaceae. The transcript has 5 exons. The coding region runs from base 1 to 1095 and encodes 364 amino acids.
AUGGAUUCUAGCGAUGCGCAUGAGAGUACUCAGCCCAGGCAGCGCAUCACAAGUAUUGUUUUCGCCGUCUUGGCCAUUUUCUUUUUGGCGCUGAGACUAGUCGCCCGGGGCAUGAAGCGCGUUCACCUAGGAGUGGAUGACUGGACUCUGAUUGUGGGAUUGAUCUUUUCGUUGAUUAUUGCGGGAAUCAACCUCGCCUGUAUUGAAUAUGGCAUGGGCACACACACUUAUACCAUCCCUGCCGAGGAUCAAUCUAUGGUUUUCAAGUUGAUCUACGCUUUUGAGCCACUCUAUAUUACAACAGCCGGCAUCAUAAAAUUUGCUGUGCUGCUCAUGUACUAUCGCAUCUUCCCUGUCCGUUUCGUCAAAAUCGGUGGACUUGUCCUUGGCGGAAUUACUCUCGCUUGGGUUAUUGCCAUGGAUUUCCUCGCCUUGUUUCAGUGCUGGCCAAUUGCCAAGGCGUUCAACCCCAUGCUUCCUGGUCACUGCAUCGUUCUCAAGGGGGCACUGAUCGGGAACGGAGUACCAAACUUUGUGAUAGACAUAUGUAUUUUGGCUUUACCGGCAAAACUCAUCUGGGGGUUGCAGGCAAGUCUGUGGCAGCGUAGGUUCCCAGCAGAAUUCGAUGGAAAGCGGAUAUUUGGGCGUGUGCUGACGAGAUAUAGCGUCGUAAUUGCGAGUAUCUAUCGCUUCAGCCUCAUUUUUAUCUUCGAUAUCACCGAUGUGGCUUGGACCCUCGCCGAUGCGCAAACCUGGUGUGUCGUUGAGAGCGCUGCUGGUGUCAUUUCCGCCUGUCUACCUACUCUCGCCCCAAUUGUCAAAUAUUUCACCAAAGGCGUGAUCUCGACCGCUCGCUCGAUCUCAAAAUCAAAUCUGACACAGUCUGGAACUGGAGCUCUUUCACAAGUUGAUGCUGGUGAGGCAGGGCUGAUCGGUGGAGAGAACAAGGUCACGGUCACAGCCGGCGACGCGCCUCGUCAUAGUAAUGGGAACUAUGCGCUAACAGAUAUGAGCCCUAACAAUCGGGGGAGCUCACAUCUAAAAGGCAAGGGUUGGACGAUGAUAAGCGCCGAAACUGAUAGAGAUUCAACUUAG